Molecule: messenger RNA, 4556 nt
Organism: Setaria italica (foxtail millet)
Lineage: Eukaryota; Viridiplantae; Streptophyta; Magnoliopsida; Poales; Poaceae
Exons: 13
Coding region: 202-4011 (1269 amino acids)
Source: RefSeq, a predicted model, not a curated record
CCAAAUCCGUCCCGGCCUCCUUCCUGCUUCCCAGCCGCCAGUACCGGUUGCUGCCUCUCACCCAAGACACAAGGAUCGAUAGCUGCUUCAUCAUCUCGCUACUCCAGCGACGAGUUCCCAGUUCACGAGGUCAAUUUUCCUCACUGGAAAGGAAGGACACUCACGAGCCAGAACAUUUGUCAUAAAUCGUAAUAAAAGGACAUGCGAUUAAGGAAUGCAGACCGGGCGGCACGUAACUCAGAUCGUCGCAAUAAUGUUGUUUCAUGGAUCUCUGAGAUUAAAGACACAUCUAGUGUGGCUGUAAGGAAGAAAAGGGGGAGAAGAGCACCUCCGUCUGCUAAAAGAUUGCGUGAUAAAAAGGUGGAUACGGAGAUUGAUAGUGAUGAUGCUGUUGACAAUGAAAUUGGUGAUACAGAUGAAGGACAGGUUGGUAAAAGUCAGUCUGUUGUGCACAAUGAGGAGAAUUUGGAUGGGAGUGAUGGCUUACAAAAAAUAGGCCAGUCAGGUAAUUCUUCUGGUGGUCCAUCCUCAGCUUCGGAAGAACAAGACCAUUCAACAAACUCUAAAGAUAUCCUCCAAAAAGGUAGCUCUGGAACCACAAAGAAGGUUUCUGCAUGCUCACCGAGAAGCAAACAAGUUGCAUCUCAUUUGGAUCAGGAAGGUGCAGAUGAAGAUGAUUCUCAUGCGCAAGCUGCUGUUGCGAAAAAGGGUGUUGAUGACAAAAGAGGGUCUCAUGAAAUCAAGGAUGAUCAGGUAUCUGAUGCACAAGUGAAUACCACAUCCUCUGAUGAUAAAAGUUCUGAAGAAGUUGAAGAUGUGAAGGUGUGCGACAUAUGUGGAGAUGUUGGUGAGGAGGAGAAGCUUGCUGUCUGUAGCAGAUGCAAUGACGGUGCAGAGCAUACGUAUUGUAUGCGGGUAAUGAUGGAAGAUGUUCCAGAGAGUGAGUGGUUGUGUGAAGACUGCCAAACUGCGGUAGAAUCUGAAAAGGUGAAGAAACUAGAAAAAUCUCAGGUGAAGGUUGGCACAUCAAAAGGGCAGUCAUUUGAAAGGGAAAUGAACAAACCUGCCAUUGCUGCGAAGAGCAGAAGUUCCUCUGACAAUGAACUGGAGGCUGAGAAUGCAGGCAACAAAGAGCCAGAGAAGAAGGGGAAUGAUAUGGUCAAAAAAAGGAUGGAAGAUGAUGCUGCGAUUACAUCCACAAUUCGGGACACUAUUUCUGAAACUGGUGGUGCUUACAUGGGGCCUGACUCCAGAAAAAGAAUGCUAUCAUCACGCGAGAGCUCAUUUGGGUAUGAUGCUGACAAAGGAAAGCAACCUAGUCAAGUGGGAACUUCGUUGGCGUCUAAUGCUCCAAAGAAUCAGGCACCACAACCUCGUGGUCAACUUACCAAAUCCACUUCUUUCAACAACUCAAAGGUUCCCAAAGUGAAACAGCUACUGAAUGAAGUUCCUCAGAAGCCCAAAAGUUUCAAGGAAUCGUGGUCUUCGACCAUUAAAAAGGAAGGGCCAAUCAGCAUGACAACUAAGUCUGCAACCUUCAAAAAGCCUAAACCUUGUGAGCCAGCAAACAAGGCAAAGUCUUCCAUCUUGUCACCUGCUGAGGAGCCAAGGUCGGUGAAUCAGCUGGUGAGCCAAAAUGCUACAAAUGAUCAAUGCUCUUCUAUAUUGGGGACUCCCUCCACUACUGCGCAAAUGAUUGCUCCUGUUAUUUCAAAAACUGAUACCACAGCUCAGCCCUUUGCUACAGGAAAUAACACGGCUGACUCAAAUAAUUUAGGCACUGCUCAUUUACAGGGUGGUAAAAGUUGCAUUGGAAACAGUGAACUAAAGAAGCCACUUUUAGCAAAAGUGCCUGGAAGUACGAUGCCACCUAAUCCUGAAAGAUCCUUGGGUGGUAUUCUUGGUCCUGGUGCUCAGAGAAAAGUAAUUCAAAACUCAGAUCCUUCACAUCGGGAUGCUAAAAUAAAGGACUCCACUGGCCUCAGACAGGGUGCUUCUAGCAGUAAUCGCACAAUCCGUUGCCAAAGAUGUAAUGAAGCAGGUCAUUCUACACAAUUUUGUGCCGUUGACAAACUUCGUGUUUCUGCAGUAAAACCUUUAAGUGAGCGAAACAUGAAGGAUGCGUCUGCCAAAAGAAAUAGAACUUCCGAAACUAGUACUUCAGAGGCUGCUGAAAAAGCUGCCUCCAGAUCAGGAAAUCAAUCAGAGCAAAUCAUAAAAUGUGGUACUUAUCAGAAUCCUACAUAUGGGCCUAAAGAUGUUUUACCUGCCUCAUUCGGCCAUGUGAAAAAGCCCUCCCCGUUGUCAGCUCGAUCUAAUGAACAGGAUAUGAGAUAUAUUUUGUCCAACCCUGGGAGCACAGCUUCAGUAGAUUAUAACAAGCUGAAGUUCAAAGAUGAUCAUCCCACUUUAUCUGCCACCACAGGAAUCCCUGUUGAUAAUAGUUGCACUAUGCCAAGUGAUCGAAGGGAUGAAUCUGCUCAAGCCUUUUCAGCUGGUGAUGAACCAAUGGCUUCAACUGUCCCAGAGCUGGACUGGAUAUGGCAAGGUGGUUUUGAGCUGCGGAGGACUGGAAGAUCACCUGAGCUAUGUGAUGGUUUCCAAGCCCACUUAUCAUGUUCUGCUUCACAGUUAGUGCUGGAAGUAGCGAAGAAAUUCCCUUCUAAAGUCCAGCUUGAGGAAGUUCCUCGGCAGAAUUCAUGGCCAACACAAUUUCAGGAAAAUGGUCCAACAUAUGAAAAUGUUGGUCUUUUCUUCUUUGCUAGAGAUAUUCAGAGCUAUGAAAAUCACUAUAGUAAAUUAGUUGAAAAUAUGCUGAAGAAUGAUUUAGUUCUCAGAGGAAGUGUUGAUGCUGUUGAGUUGCUUAUAUUCCCUUCUAAUACCCUGUCAAAGAACUUCCAAAGGUGGAAUAUGUUCUAUUUUCUAUGGGGGGUAUUCAGAGUUAGCAGAAAAGAUUGCUCAAACCUUUCAUCUGAUGUACCGACAAGUAGGCUGGAACCUAAUUUUAUUGAGGAUCCCCGGGGUGUGGAUCCCAGUACCUCUGUUUUGUCAUCUAGUCUUUCAUUCUCAAAAGACAGGAAUAGUUUUGCUGAACAGGACAGUGGUUUGGUAAAGUCAGCUAAUUUUCUACCGAGUUUAGAAUCCAAUCAUGAGGUGUGUUUGAAUGGAGAGAACUCUAUACAUCAGCCUGUGAAUGGAAGAGCUCUAGAUGAUCAUCUAGAUUCAACAAAUAGCAAGGGUGCUAUGGGUCCCUCUGCCAUGGCUACAGAAUUAAAACACAAGAAAUCUGAUGUUAAAACAUUGGACACUUUUGGUGGCAAUGUUAGUGAAAGAGAUUUUGAUGUGAACACGGAGGCUGUUGCUUGUUCUGUCUCCUCAACCCAUCAGGAAGAAUCUGGCAAGGAGAGCACAAUCAUCAACCUUAACGAUGCAGAGGACCUCAUGGAUAUAGAACCUGUAAACACCGGUGAGAUUAGCACAGAAGCACUAGAUCCACAUGCAUCAGGUGGUGCACGCAAAAGAAAUUUUGAGAUGGCCAAUGGAGCUGCUGAAGUUGAUGGAGUACUCGAGCAUAAGAAAAUCAAAUUGGAUACUGUAGUGUCUACAAACUCUGAGUUAAGUGAGAAUACCAACAAUGGAAGGUUAUCAUCUAAGGUGCAUCCCCUCGCUGCUUUCUCUGUGGAUGACGGCACUAGCAAUAAAUCGAUGGCAGGACCCUCCAGCAGUGAUAGAAAGUGCGUAUUUCCUCUAGAUCUAAAUGCAGUGGAUAAUGCAGUGUCUGAGAACAUUGUAAAUAUUCCAUCUUCAGAUGAUGAAGAGUCCCUGGAACCUGUUCCAUCAAAGGUUGGAGAGAAGCAGGCCAGGGGAGAUAACCCGUCAACUGAUAUAGCAGGUGCCCUCUCCCUCACGCUUGCAUUUCCGUCAAGGAAGGGACAAACUAGUAAACCGCAAUCGGAGCCACAGAGACAGUUUCCUGAGAGGAGCAAUGGGAAUAAUACAUCAUCCAUUUGAACAUUGAUGGUGAGCUACCCAAGCAGUCUUGCUCUUUGAAGCCACCCAUAACAUCCUAAUCCCAAAACAGAUGCACUUGCAAUGAUGCCUCGUUGGAAGUGCCUUUUAGCUGAUAACCUCGUAUACUUGGUGUCACAUCCAUCUGGACUUUGUUGCAAUGAGCUCCAAUGCUCUGACUGUGGGUCGAUUCAGUGCAGAAAGAGUGAGCUGGUCUUUCAGAAUUUAGAUUGGAUUGGAGCAUCAAAUGAGAAGUGUCAUGUUUUAGAAGAUAUGCAUUGUAAAUCUCAUGUCCAUUUUUGCCCUUAGCCUUUAGUGGUCCGAUAGUUGGAUGUUACCAAGCGCUCGAAAAAUGCUGGUGUUCGACUGUUCGCAAAACGUUCGUUUUUGUUCAUUGUUUCUUUUUAGUCCAUGAAUUUGCUGUGGUUGCUGCCCGAACAGCAUUGCACUGGUAUUAGGCAAAUAACUCGUCACUAUCUUAUAUAUGUAGUUAAAACAAGAAACUUGUAGAAUCAAAUCUUUGAAGCAGCGCUGGUUAUUCGUUUCUA